GCUAACCCAUGGUUUAGUGCCCGUACACAGUAGCUGACGCGUGUCCCGAGGAACGCGGUUUCAUCCUCCCCACCCCCACCGCCCUAUUUAUGCCUCCCCUGCAUCCCCCUGUCUAACUCCCAUUUUCUUCUCAUGUUCCUCGAUCAACUUUUCAUUUUCCUCUCUCCCACAAACAGACUCUGAUCCACCAUUCUCUCUCUCACAUACUCUGAAUUUUAGCUACCAUUUAUGCAGAACCCACUUGAUUUUUCUGUGCGUUGUUUCAAUUUUCCUUUAUUCGUUUCAGUUUUGAUUACUCCUUACAAUAUAAUUUGGGUUCUUAAAAAUGUUGAGAACUAUUAAAACCCUUGGUUGAGCUAAUCUUUUGCCUCUGCAAAAAGUGAUUAAGAUAUUUUUGUCUGAGAAAAUGGCUUCAUCGGAGAAUUUGGCGACUAUGGAAACAUGGGCUUUUCGACCAACAUUCACUGACUCUUGGAUUUCUGAAGCUUUUGCCCGAGACACCGAGACUCUAACCAAAGCCCUCCAGAAGUCACUCUCCAACCACUCGGACAUCGUCACUAACGACAUGAUCUCUCCCUUGUUUAACAUGGCCAAGCACGAAACGACGUCGGUUCAGACCCCUAGCGUUUCAGGGUCUGACCACGAAACUGGGCCGAAACGCCGGACCGGGGUGACUGGCGGGAAGAUAACGAAGAGGAAGUCACGCGCUUCGAAGCGUACUACGACGACGUUUAUAACCGCCGAUCCAGCUAAUUUCCGGCAGAUGGUGCAGCAGGUGACCGGAGUGAGGUUCGGCAACGGACAGCUGCCGGUCGCUCCCGUUUUGAAACCGGAGCCCCAGCGACCGGUUAACCGGCUGCAGUAUUGUUUGCCAACUCUGGACACGUCAGCUUUUUUGCUCGACCAUCAUCAGCAAGUUGUGGGUCCAAGUUCCGCUUCCAUGGUUCAGCCGGCGAUUACUGUUGCUCAGCCGGCUGUGGUGACUGACGGUGGUGGUGGGGGGGUUUUGAUUUUGACUCUUUUUCUAGCUUUCCCACUCUGGAGUCUUGGAAAGUUAUGUAAUAAUCUUUUUCUUUUCCCCCUAUUUCGCUAUCCUUGAAAUUAGUUUAUCUCUCUGUUUGUUAGCAGUGGAGGGGUGAUAUGGGAAAGAUCUGUUCAUAUUAGGGGAAUGGCGUGUUUGGUUAUAACUACUCUUUUUUUCCGGCAGUCUUUUGUUCUGUUCUUUAGUUGGGGAGGUGUAUUGUUGAUGUGGUAAUGAUAUGAAUGGGUAUAGUCUUUGAAUUUCAUAUAAUUAUGGUCCUACCUUUAUACCAAGUUUUGCAUUUCAUGAUUAUUCCAAAUGU
Molecule: messenger RNA, 1343 nt
Organism: Ilex paraguariensis (yerba mate)
Lineage: Eukaryota; Viridiplantae; Streptophyta; Magnoliopsida; Aquifoliales; Aquifoliaceae
Source: the annotation of a GenBank genome assembly